Schistocerca gregaria is the source of this 5595-nucleotide messenger RNA. Its product is annotated as PHD finger protein 12. Gene Ontology annotation, biological process: negative regulation of transcription by RNA polymerase II. The record is from RefSeq and is a predicted model, not a curated record. The transcript has 15 exons. Gene Ontology annotation, cellular component: Sin3-type complex; nucleus. The coding region runs from base 669 to 2843 and encodes 724 amino acids. Gene Ontology annotation, molecular function: protein binding; transcription corepressor activity. Lineage: Eukaryota; Metazoa; Arthropoda; Insecta; Orthoptera; Acrididae.
AUUCGAGUAUCGAUGUAAAACGUCAGUGUCUUGUAAAGUAGUGUACAAACUACUCCCAAUGUUUUGUGUUGGAAUGUGGUUAUUUUGUUAACGGGCUACGUAAUUUUGUUCUGUGCGGCACAAGUGUAUCUUUUAAAAACCAUUCAGUUGUCGGGGAAGCAAACAGCUUUACCAGUGACAAAAAAAACACAGUUUCUCUUUGCCGUAAAAAGUAUUUCUUCAGUUGUUCAAUAAUAUGGUGCGUCUUGGAGGUGUUUAUUGUGCUGCUUUCUUUUUACAGAAAGGCGAAAAAUACGUGUAUUAGAGCAAAGACUUAUCGAUUAACUUUGAUCGUAAGCGCAUGCGCUAGAAUAAUAAUUCCGUGUGAACAAGAGAAUGUCGAGUUUUCUGCCAUCCUUAGUUUACUUGGACGCUGGCUGUUCCAAGGUCUGUUACCAUGAGGAAAAAUCGCUGUUAUGUGAAUUCGUUCCGGUUGUGUCGCCUCCACGAUGAAUGAUACAAACGUUAUUACGCAUGGGAUCAAGUCACUGUAUACAUAUGGCACGAGUACAGCGGUGAAAAGUACUUGUGGGUAGUGGAGUCACUAUAUAAAUGGACGUGUUUAGUGCACAGAAGUUUUCUCAUUAAUCAAGUUCCUCAUUAAUGGUAUAAGUUCAAACAAUUAUAUAAUGGCAACUGUAGAGUAUGAUUUAGACACUUCAGGAGGUUUAAUGCCCCAAAUCCAAGCCUUGAUAGCGCCUCCAGUUAGUGAAGAGGUUGUCAAAACAAAGAAAAAAGAGUCUAAAGAAUUGCAUCCCUACUACAAGAGACCAGGGAAAGGACAUAAUCACGAUUGUUGUGAUGCUUGCGGUGAAGGUGGCGACCUGUUAUGCUGUGAUAAAUGUCCAGCUUCAUUUCAUCUUCAGUGCCAUGACCCUCCCUUGGAUGACACGGACAUUCCGCUUGGUGAAUGGUUAUGUCAUUGCUGCAGAACUGCUGGUAAUAAAUCUGAGAGACUUGCCAUGAAUUCCAGUAUUUUAAACACAAAAUGUGAGAAUAAAAUCUUUAAACAUGUGAAAGGGAGAUGCCGAGGGAAGAAGGAGUGUGAAAAGAAUGGAAGUGAAACUGGGCAUAUGACCAUAGAGAAUGACAAAUUAUUAUCUGAAAGCGUUAAAAAUGAGGAAAGUGCAAUGGAUGUGUUGAUUAAGGCUGCCUCAACAAUGAACCCUAAGCAGUUUGAACUUCCCAGAGAGCUGAUGGUUCCACUGCCAUUUCCUGGUACUGAUAAAGGUCCAGGAGCAAACAGAAUUAAUUUACGCAGAACCUCCUCUGUGAAGAAGAAGCCAUAUGAGUUGGACAAUGGUCUCGUGCCACUACCUGUUAGAUCGUGUUUUGAGUGUCGAAAAAGCUGCCGGAAAGCACCAUUAAUAGCAUGUGAUUACUGCCCCCUUCUGUUUCAUCAAGACUGCUUGGAUCCACCUCUUACAUCGUUACCCUCAGGAACUUGGAUGUGUCCUAACCACCCGCAGAACUUCAUUGAUUCACAUCUACUAACGUCAUGUAGAGUUUCAGAAAGACUGAAGUUAUGGGAGCAGUAUUCUGGCCCAAUAGACCAGGAUGCUGUAAAAAUAAAUUUCAUGCGCAAAGCACACAGGCAGUAUCCUCCUUUCAGAAUAAAAGUUCACUUAUCUGGGAGGAACAGGGUCAGGGUUCCAGACUCUGUUAAAGCACAGUAUCGUUCUCCACCAGAUAUGAUACCAUCUUUACGUCAGUUCCUCAGGGAGCAAGAGGUUGCUGCACGCCUUGCUUCCCCCCAUGAACAGGAGCAGUGGCUAAGCAGUGUGAUGUCACUACAAAUGACUGUUGCAUGUAGUGAAAGCAGUGGCAGCUGUUCCGGUUCUAUAGCCAGCAGGGAGAAAGUAAAAGGCGAUUUUUCAUCAGAGUCACAUAGUCGCUCUCAUUUGAAAACAGAACGAUAUGGGUCGGCACCAAUUUUACAACCAAGGCAAGGCCAUCCACUUACAUCUGUUGUUAGGCCUCAGCAGUUAGGUUGCAGGGAGUCCCCUGAAAACAUUCAGGAUGAUAAUUCUAAAGUAACCGAUAACGCUGUUCUCAAUGGACUCCAGAAGUCACAUGUUGCGAAUACGUUCAAAGGCCUCACAGCAGGAUCCUCUUUGCCUUCCUCAUCUACAGAUGACCACUUAGCUCAGCUGUUGGCUAGUCAGCUCAGGGCUUCAACUCAGCAUCAUAUGGUGAGAGCACGUGCCAUUCUUUGUCCACUGGGCACAACAGGUCCUCCUUGUGCCAUGCCUUACAGGACACUGACAAUUGGUACAGGUGCAGAUAUGGAUGUCAUCUUGGAAAAUUAUGGCCACUGCAACUUUGUCUCACCAAAACAUGCAUGCAUAUUCUUUGAUGAGACAACAAAACAGUUCGAGUUACUGAACUACAGCGAACAUGGCACAAUGGUUGACAAUGUGCUGUAUUCAUGUGACUUUUCGGAGAAGCCUGCGCCUAUGGGAGCAUCAAAUACUGUCCAUCCACUGGUUCAGAGGAUACGAGAAGUAGUCCAUAAACGAAGGAAGAGAGAGACCCAAGUAUGCAGUGAUCCAGAAUCAGAACCGCAAAAGAUGAUUGCUGGCUCAGGAAAGGUAGAGAUACAGUGCAGCUGUCGAGGAAGCAGCUCUGAUGUAAUUGGAGAUGCUGGAGCUGGUUGGGAAGGGACAGCAUUGAUAAACCACGGCUCUUUCAUAAAGUUUGGCUGUAUAAAUUUUGUGUUCAGCAUCACUGCAGCUGCUGCACUGACAAAGGAUACAGAUCAGCAAUCUGUCAAACAGGAACAAAUUUCAGGAAUGGAGGCCUGAUCUGUAUGGAAUUUUCUAAAAAUGGACAUUACAGUAUUGUCAACAGAGUCAUCUUGUUUGAUAUAUUGGCUUGUUGUUAAAAUGAAGGAACAACCUAUUGUUACAGAGUAUAGAUAUGUUUUCAGUACUUGAAGGGAUUCUGUGGACUUUAUAACUCUCUAAAACAGGAGAACUAUAUGAGUAGCUGUUUUCAGCAUUAGGGCAUAGGGCAAUGUGGAUCGUACAACUGUGAUAGCAACUUUGACUUUCUUAUGAAACAGCAACCAGAAUUUCAGUAGUUAUAUUUAUAUAAUUAUAAAUAUAGUAAUAAUGUUCACUUAAAAGAAAAGUUCUUCAUCAGGCGCAGUGGAAAUUAAAAUAAAGUUUUUAUGUGCAAUAACACUGUAGUUUUAAGAUUUAUGAGUAUUGUUUAAUGGACAGUUCAUAGUUUAGAAAUCCAGGAACUGCCAGUAUUCAGUUCCUUUGCAGAUAAGUAGAACUGAAGUUUUAAACAAAAAUUACAACUUUUUGCAAUAUCUUUAGAAGUUAUAUGUAAGAGUGCUGUGAAACAAAUGUAUGUAAUUAUUUUUAAUCAGGAAGAAUUAAGAUGGCUUUCCUAUACUCGAUUCUAAUUCUGACAGUUGAUAUUGUAAAAUGACUAGUGUUGUAGAAUUUGUUUGUUUUACAUUUCAUAUUCACAAAUACAUACAGCAGUUUUUUCUGGAGUUAUGCAAAAACUAGUAUUUCAGAAUUUUGUGCUUAUACGCCUGUGAUCCUAUGAUUUGAAAAUGUCGUGUACGAGAUUCUUGUUGGAUAAUUCAGUCAGUUGUCAUAAUUGGAACCUAGAAAGUCACUCCAUGUUGAACAGUGAUAUGUUAGUGUAGUGUAAUGGAAGUGUGCACUUUUUUUUUCCUUCAAGAUUCUGAUAAACGGUAGAUGGAUUUAAUAGCUGAGGAAGAUCAUGGAAAGAGGACAAAUAUUAAUAGGAGAGGAAGUCAUUUUCCUGUUGAUAUGGUGAAAUAUAAUUAUUCAUUGCAUGAUUGUUUUAUGUGAAACUAGCACUUAUUUUCACUGGAAAGAAAGUAUGACAAGUCUUGAAAUGUCCAUAUUUUUAGUGUCAGUCACAGUGCAUUAAUUUUGGAAAUUACUGAGGAAAAACUUGGAGGAGGGAGGUGAAGGAGACAGUACUUUUAGUGUUAAAUUUGUGGCCUCUAUCCUGAAUUAAUGCAGUUUUGUUCUGAGAAACUUGUGAAAUAAUGUUCAUUUAAAAUUCUAGUGCAAAGUGGGGGGUAAUAACUAGUCUUCUUCAUUUAUAUGAGAAAUUCGGCCAUUCUUUUAUUUGUAUGUCUGAAAAUAAGAUUCCAUUGUGCCAUUAGUUUUUUAUUUGUCUUUAAAAAAGCAAGUAUAAUAAAAUUAUAAUAUUUUUGUGUUUAUCUAUACCUCAUCCCCAUUUGCAUGAGGAAAAUACCUUAAUAUGUUCAUAAUUACAGCAAAACUAAAGCAUUUUUCUCACAAGUAGUAACCUAUUCAUAAGUCCCUAGGGCUAUGUGAACUGAAGAUCAGUUUAUGAGAGAGAACCUCAGUAAACAGGCUGGUGAGGAUACUCUAAAGAAACAAGAAUUUGCACAAUUUUAGAACAAAUGUGAUAUUUAAUGAUAACUGUUAGGGAAUCGAAUAUGUUUCUUCCUUUGUCCUGAUCAAAGUUAAACUGCACAUAGAAAAAUCGGAAUUACAUAUCAUGGGUUUUCUUUAUUUUUAUAUUUAUUUAUUGCUGUAAGUGUAUCUUAGACAUAUCCUUCAUUUUGAAGCAUAACAUUUCCUGUUCGUCAUUGGCCUUUUAUCCCUUCUGUAACUCAAUCCCUUUGUCCCAAUCAUGCCGAGAAUAUACUUAAAUAGUACUUCAUAUCCUCGUCAGUUUUAUCAUGAAUUAUGUGCCAUUGCACUCUUAAACUGAAUUGUACUGGUCAUGGAAAGAAUUAAAAUAGUGACUGAUUUUCAAUGAUUCAUCAUAUUUUGAUGUAGAUGUUUAUUUAUAAAAACUCUUUAUAUUUAUUUACUUUUCAGUGGUGGAAGGGCAAAACUAUGCUAAAAAAAUUGGAUGCUAAUUGUAACUUAUGAUACAGUCCAUCAGUAUUAGUGAUGGAGAAGUAAUACACCUCUGAGAGGUUUUCUUUACUCUACUUAAUAGAGACAGUGUAGAUAUGUAUAUUUUGCCAGUGACAAAAUCUCUAAUUAAUGUUGCAUUGUGUCUAAUUGUAAAAUAUUUGUCUGUGUAGUGGGUUGUCAUUGUAAAAUGGACUCUCACAUAUAUUUUGUAUUGUAUUAUGAAUUAUUAUCUUUUUAAAGCAUUGAACCUAUGGGAAGAGAAAUGGUCUGCUACUAUUACAAUAUGCUGGAAUGAUUGGUGCUGUUAUGAAAUGCUUGUGCAGCUAUAUCUUAUGUAGACCUAGUCAGUUGUCAGUGAUAUUAUUCAAAUCACAUUUAAUGGAUUGCAGUAUUACUGUUUAUUUGUUAUAUUACACAAAAGACAGCGACAGUAAUGCAAAAGAAUGAAUAUGUUUGUGUGUAAUUUUUUUCCCUUGUUGAUGGCUGCUGUCAUGAAAUUGUAUGUGUAGAGGGACUGUGUGUGGUUUCUUGCAGUGGAGCCAUAAUGGUCACAUUUGUUUUACUGGUAGUGAUUUGUGACUUUAUGCAUCAGUAUAUAUUUAAGGCUUCCAGAAGUAAUGUAUUUUUAUUUUUAUAUUUAAUAACAAAAUAUAAUUUUUAUAUGAUA